Messenger RNA from Salvelinus fontinalis (brook trout), 906 nucleotides. RefSeq lists its product as uncharacterized. The coding region runs from base 1 to 906 and encodes 301 amino acids. The record is from RefSeq and is a predicted model, not a curated record. NCBI's taxonomy places the organism in Eukaryota, Metazoa, Chordata, Actinopteri, Salmoniformes, Salmonidae. The transcript has a single exon.
AUGGCGGAUUUUACACAUACAUUUGUCAUAGGACUUUCCACAAGAAACCCGGACUCAAACCACCAACUCCCCCAGAAACCCAGAUCACCAACUCCCCCAGAAACCCAGACUCAGACCACCAACUCCCCCAGAAACCCAGACUCAAACCACCAACUCCCCCAGAAACCCAGACUCAAACCACCAACUUCCCCAGAAACCCAGACUCAGACCACCAACUCCCACAGAAACCCAGAUCACCAACUCCCCCAGAAACCCAGACUCAGACCACCAACUCCCCCAGAAACCCAGAUCACCAACUCCCCCAGAAACCCAGACUCAGACCACCAACUCCCCCAGAAACCCAGAUCACCAACUCCCCCAGAAACCCAGACUCAGACCACCAACUCCCCCAGAAACCCAGACUCAGACCACCAACUCCCCCAGAAACCCAGACUCAAACCACCAACUCCCCCAAAAACCCAGACUCAAACCACCAACUCCCCCAGAAACCCAGACUCAAACCACCAACUCCCCCAGAAACCCAGACUCAAACCACCAACUCCCCCAGAAACCCAGACUCAAACCACCAACUCCCCCAGAAACCCAGACUCAGACCACCAACUCCCCCAGAAACCCAGACUCAGACCACCAACUCCCCCAGAAACCCAGACUCAAACCACCAACUCCCCCAGAAACCCAGAUCACCAACUCCCCCAGAAACCCAGACUCAGACCACCAACUCCCCCAGAAACCCAGACUCAAACCACCAACUCCCCCAGAAACCCAGAUCACCAACUCCCCCAGAAACCCAGACUCAGACCACCAACUCCCCCAGAAACCCAGACUCAGACCACCAACUCCCCCAGAAACCCAGACUCAGACCACAAACUCCCCCAGAAGCAGCAGGCCUGCGCUAGAGACCCAUAA